Molecule: messenger RNA, 3423 nt
Organism: Sporisorium graminicola
Lineage: Eukaryota; Fungi; Basidiomycota; Ustilaginomycetes; Ustilaginales; Ustilaginaceae
Exons: 1
Coding region: 1-3423 (1140 amino acids)
Biological process (GO): regulation of DNA-templated transcription; DNA-templated transcription
Cellular component (GO): nucleus
Molecular function (GO): zinc ion binding; DNA-binding transcription factor activity, RNA polymerase II-specific; DNA binding
Source: RefSeq, a predicted model, not a curated record
AUGGAAGAUCACCACGACCACCACCACGAGGCUCCCCCCGCCGCAUACGACGAUGCAUCCAGCCAGUCCCACUCUCCGUCGAAGCACGAGCGCGACGACUUCGACCAUGCUCAGCACCACGUUGCCUACCAACCUCAUAACUCGUAUGCUUCUUCGUCGACCAAUUUCAGCACUCCCGUGCGCAACUCGCAUGCAGAGGCACAGGCUGCCCUCGAGGCUGUCGCUGCCGCUGCCAGCGCAGGCAAGAUCCAGAUGACCCCGCCACACUCGUCUUCCUCGUCUUCCUCGACUGGCUUUAUGACCACUCCCGUUACUGCUGCCGCUGCUGCUGCUGCUGCCGCCGCCGCCGCCGCUGCCGCCUCCUCCUCAGCUUCCGAUGCCCCUUCCCCCGGUGGCCCAGCUUCCCCCUUCGGCACCCACCUCGGCAGGAACAAGGCGUGUCAAAGCUGUCGUGCUCGUAAGCUCAAGUGCGAUGGCCAGAAGCCCGUCUGCGGCCAAUGUGCAAAGGGCUGGCAGAUCAAAUUUCGAAUGGCUCAAAACAAGGCCAAGAACAAGAAAAAGGCACAGGAUCCCGCUGUCCGCGCCGAGCUCGACAGUCUGCCCGAGACCAUGCCACCUUGCGUUUACUUGCCCAUCUCUCAACGAUCCUCGAGCCGCUCAGCCCGUGCUUCUCUGUCCGCACAAGAUCCCGAUAGCUCCUUCGUGAACGAUUCAGCUUCGACUUCGGCGCUUCCUCUCAUGGAUGGCUCGCCGAUGCCUGCUUCCACGCCAUCAGCCAAGAAGCGCAAGCGACCGGACGAGGCCAGUGACGAACAGGUCCUUCAGAUGCAACAAGAAAUUCAACAACUCAAGCAGCGUCUUGCCCAAGUCUCCGGCGUCUUCAACGGCAAUCACCAGCCGCUUGACCCCACUCAACAGCAGCAGCAGCCACAUCAACAGGGCGUCGAUGCUUCUGGCCGUCACCCCUCCAAGGAUGAGCUUGCCAUCGCUCACAUGCUCGCUACAAGCAUGCCAUCGGGCGAAGGUCCCUCCAACGGCUCCGGUCUGGCGCUCUCUACGUCAUUCGACUACCAACAGGCCGUAGCUGCCGUCGCUGCCAAUGGCGGCCUGGCUGCAGGUGACCAUGCCAGCUUCGAUGUCCUCGACCCCGCCCUGGGUGGUGCUGCCUAUUCGCAGCCCCACGUUGCCGAUCCUCGCACCGACUCGCGUUCUCACAAGCACGCCAAGGUCACCUCGGUCCAGGACGAGAUGGACCUCGAUGACUUUGGCAACCCUCUGUUUGAGCUCAUGGUGACCAGCUGGCCUGCCGAUUUCCCGCCUCCCAACCUCGUCAACCAGCUGGUGUCUACCUACUUCGAAAAGGCCACCGCCCAGUCGCUUUUCCUCCAACCUACCCGCUUCAUGGAGAACCUCUCUCAUGGCCCGCAACACCCCCGCUACCCCAGCCAAGGUCUGCUCCAUGGCAUAUUCGCCCUGGCUUACCCUCGCCUUCGUAGCGCCGAUGUGCAAGCGGAUGCUGUAGGCCAAAAUAUCUUCCACGGCGCUGCCACGGGCGACAAGCUCGCCAGUUUCAAGGCCGCCGCUGCCUUCCAUGCCAAGAGGGCUAAGGCGCUCGGUGAGCAGGCUUGCCAGCAGGGUCGAUUUGAGGAGGCCGUACAGAUCGAGUCUGUGCUGUGUGCCUACUACUACAUCCACGAUCGCUCCAUUGAGGCUUGGUUCGCGUCGGGUUUUUCAGGCUCGCUGCUGAAGGGCAUGGAACUCAACCGCAUGCCUUCCAUCCGAACGUUUGCCUCUAGCCAUGACAUUCGCAAGCCUGCUGGAGCCAGGAAGCAGCCCAAGCCCGCUGUCUACCGCGCUGUGCUCAAGCAGCCAGCCGCGACGCCCCUCGAGCAUGAAGAGCGCGUUCGGCUGUUCUGGAACUGCUUUUACAGCGAUCGUGCCGCCUGCUCCUCUACGCACUGGGCGCAGAGCAUCGACGACCUCGACAUCAAGACUGAGCUUCCCGGUGCCUUUGACGACUUUAUUAACGGUACUUCGGACCUCGUCAACCGUCCCAGACAGACGCUCGAAUCUCCCGACCUCUUCACCGAUGGCCACUACGAUCCUGCCAUCCUCCAUCUCAAGGCGGCCAUCCUGCAUUCGAAGUGCGUUACGCACAUGUCGAGGCUUCCCAUCGACGCGUCCGUCAACGAUGUGCUCACACCUAACUUUUACAAGCUGGAUGGCUGCGUCACAUCCUUGAUGCAGAGCUUCCCGGGCAAAUGGCGCGACCUGGCUGCCUUUGAUCCUGCGCUACGUCCCUCUCUGGGUUUCGAAGAGCCUCCAUUCCUCAGCGAUGGUGUUAACUAUCGACCGGAGAAGCAGAUCAGCCUCAUGACGAACCAGCUCGUGCUUGCACAUGCGUUCAUGUACGGCAGCUCCAUUGCGCUGCACGAGCCUGUGGCGCACCGCAUGCCCGACUCGGCCAUGAAGUCGGCCCAAGCUGCACGCAGCAUCAUCAAGAUCCUCAAGGUGUUUAUCACCGCGCGUGUCGACCUUCUGCAGGUGGGUUCACUCAUGACGCUUAUGAUUGUGCUCGCUGCGCGAUCGGUAACGCGCCAGUACAAGAAAAUGCGCAAGGAAGCGACGCAGGCCUACCUGCGUUUGCGUCGCUCGCACCCUGAGCUGGCUGCGCGCGUCGCAGAAGCUGGUUAUCCUGUUUCGUCGAGUGGACUGAGCGGCGCUUCGCCGUCUUCUUCUGCUUCCAAGGGUCUCGGUGCUAGCUUCAAUGCGAUGGGCGUAGGUCUCGACACUUCGUCUUCGGAUGCGGUCGACGAGGAGGAUACAGCCGCUGCCGAAGCGAUCUCCACCGCAGGCUUCAACGAUAAUCUCGAAGACGAAUUUGAGUUUGCGCUCGACACGGACCCAGCGCUGCGUGCCCAGAUUGACCCCGAGGGGCAAUUGGCUGGUCUGAGGGACGAUCUGGAGCUCAUCUUCUGGAGCUUGAUCAAGUAUGGCGAGACGUACCCGCUCGGUGUUGGGCAAGCCAAGAUCGUGGCGCAGCUGCUGGGCAAGGACUACUCGAGCGAGUUGGAGCAGGCGGGGCUGUUCAAGCGAUCCGCUGAGCCGAGCUCCGUGGGCAGUGCCAGUGAUGCGGGCAGCUGGAACGACCACACCAGUCCUGCCAACUUUGCAGCCGGUGCCGGUGGUCAUGCGGGUCAGCAUGCGUCACCUCCCCAGGGUAGGCCAGCGGCUGCGGCUGCUGCAGGUGCUGCAGGAGGAUAUCCUGGUGCCGCCGGUUCAGGUUCAGGUGCAGGUUCAGGUGCAGGUGCAGGUGCGGCAGGAGGCGGCGGUGCAGGCGCGUACGCCAGAAGUGUGAAUGCUGGAGCCAAUCCGUCGUUCUUCCAUGUGACCGAGGGAGGGUAUAGGUUUGGUCAUUUCUAG